This is a messenger RNA of Aaosphaeria arxii CBS 175.79, 468 nucleotides long. RefSeq lists its product as uncharacterized. Bases 1 to 468 code for a protein of 155 amino acids. The transcript has a single exon. NCBI's taxonomy places the organism in Eukaryota, Fungi, Ascomycota, Dothideomycetes, Pleosporales. The record is from RefSeq and is a predicted model, not a curated record.
AUGACCACACCAUCGCCGUCACCGCCGCACACGCCCCGCGAACCCACCGCCGACCCCACAACUGCCCCGACGCCAGCCUACUUCUCCAUCGCGCUGGCGUUGUACCUCGCAGCUAUAGCGCUCACGUUCACGUGGUCGAUGUUUCCGCGGAGCGAGUGGGUGACGGGGGUUAAUGUGUGGAUGGCUGGGGGGCGUAGACGGGGACGGGUUGUGGAGAGGGAGGUUGAGGUGGAAGUGGAGGUGGAGGUGGAGGGGGAUGCGAAGAAGAGGAAGAGGAAGAGGGAGACGGUUUGGCCGUCUGAGGAGGAGGUUGAGGAGAUUGGGAUUGAGCUUGAGGUUUUGGGGGAAGGGGAGGGGGAGGGGGGUGGGAAGGAGAGGGUUGGUAGUAUGGUUGUGGAGGUGGGGGAGGAGAGGGUGGACAGUUGGGGGGGGACGGUGAUGGGUUGUGAGGACGAGUGGAGGGUUUGA